Messenger RNA from Prorocentrum cordatum, 1167 nucleotides. The record is from the annotation of a GenBank genome assembly. NCBI's taxonomy places the organism in Eukaryota, Dinophyceae, Prorocentrales, Prorocentraceae.
AUGCAAGACACACCUCAAGCUCAUCAAGCCUGGGACCAGGCGUCUAACACCGAUCCCUCGGAGUGGACACAGGUGGUCCUGGAGGCCAAGACGACGAAGCCCGCCGGCCUGAGCGCCCACCUCAUGAAGGCCCUGCUCGUGCUGGCUCACCUGGAGGAGGACCUGGACGCGCUGCCCGAGGAGCGCGUGGUGCAGACGGCCGCCCUCACGCAGUGGGCGCUGCAGAGGCUCCACUCCCUGGAGGACUCAGACGAGUGCCAGCAGAAGCUGCUGCACCUCGUGAAGACGUGCCCCGCCGAGGUCGCGUCAGCCCCGGGGCUCGACGUCUCGACGCGCCCGGCGCCGAAGGACGCCCACGCGCCGCGGGACGCCCCGCAGCAGCUGCCGCAGGCGCGCUCGACCGCCAGCUCCGCGGCCCCCGCGGCGGCCUCCACGGAUGCGCCCAAGGUGGCCGCGGCCCCCGACUGGCCGGUCUUCCGAGGCUCCAGCGACGAGCCCACCUCCGUCACAGACUUCUGUGGGUUCGGCGACGCCGCCGCGCCCGCCGGCGCGCCGAGCGAGGUCCUGCAGCCGCUGCGGGACCUGGUCGACCAGUGCCAGAAGGUGCUGAUGCACGAGGCGUCCGACUGCAUCAUGGUGGUCCAGCAGAUCAACCGGCUGGGCCGCCACAGCAGGGAGGUCCUGCGGAGGCAUUUCUCGCUGUACGGCGAGGUCUCCCGCGUGCUAAUCCAGCAGACCAUGGUGAAGCCCUCGAGGAACUCCAGCGGCCAGCAGCGGCCCCGGCCGGGCGGCUUGGGGCUCGUGGUCAUGAGGGAGAGGGAUUCCCUAGAGAGGAUCCUGGAAGCCGGGCAGUGCCACACCGUCGACGGGCAGGUGAUCCUCGUCGAGCGUCUGCCCGCGAAGUUCUUCGUGGACUCCCUGGAGGCGCCGGCGGCGGAGGCGAAGGACGAGCCGGGGAUUGCGGCAGGGGAUCCCGCGGAGGCCAAGGAGGACUCCUCGGAGCAGUACUACAACGGGCAGGGCUCCAACGAGGACGCCGCGUCCGGCUCCAGCGACUCCUGGAACAACAACCACGCCGGCCAGGAUCGUGGCCCUGCCUCUCCGGUGGAGCAAGGGGCGCCGCAGAGAGUGGGGGUGGCCGCGGCAGCGGCCGCGGCGGAGCGAUAG